UCGAUCCGAAUUUGGCCUCGAAUCGACUCUGCGAAACCAUCGACUGAUCGGGUCUGGCCAGUCACGUGACUAGGCCACCACCACCACCAUCGCCGCCACUCAUUCUGAACGACUGCACGUUGCGUUGACUCAUGCGAACUAACUUAACUUGACAGUAAUCAUUACUGCCGUCAUUUAAAAAGGUUUUCGUUCGUUUAUACAUAUUAAAAAAAGAAACAUGGUUUCCCUCAGCGCCGCGCUCAAGCUGUUUCAGAAGCAGACGUACUCGUGCCUGUCCCAUCGAAGCGGCAUGUAUCUGUGCUUCGGUGGCUUCGUGCUGGUGCUCGUGUCGGCGCUGCAGUUCGGCGAGGUUGCGCUGGAGUGGAGCCAGGACCGGUACCAUGCCCUCUUCAACUCGUACCACGAUAACAUCGGCUACCGCAGCUUCCAGAGCCGGCUGUGUCUGCCCAUGCCCAUGGACGUGGUGUACACGUGGGUGAACGGCUCAGAUCCCAAGAUGAUGGCCGAUCUGAUCGCGGUGCGCGAGAGAAUGCAGAAAGAGCAGCAGGAAACCCGCCUGAGACUCGGACUCAACGCGACCGAGGAACCCACUAGCGUCCGCCGCUCCGAGUGCUCCCUGCGCGGCUGCGUGCGCUCCCCGCUGCUCGUCGCCGACCCGGCGUUCCCGGCGCCGCUGGAGGAGCUGCGGAGCCUCCGCCCGGCGUUUGCCGGCGCCGUGCGUCUCCUCCGCUUGGUGGCUCCCGCCGGCGGCGGCGGCGGCGGCGACGGCCAGGCGCGCAACGUCUCCGUGCUGGCGUUCCCGUCGCUGGAUGCCGCGGAACGCGCCAUCGCCGCGGACGCUCAGGCGAACUCGAGCGCCCGUCCCGGCGUCCGUCAGGGAUACCUGACGAGCGAGAGCGACGCUCAGGGCUCCGUGGUGGUGGUGGAUGCCGCGGUACUCAGCGGCUUUCCUCCGUCGCUCAAGGAGGCCGAGCAGCUCCGUGGGAAACUCACUCCCGGCGCCCGCUCGCUCAUCGUGCAGCUGCAGCUGCUGGCGGAGGGCGGCGUGGCGAUCGCGUGGCUGCGCUCCCCGGCCGAUCUCGCGGAGCUGGAGCGUCUGGCCGCGCGGAGGAACCUGACGGUGGACGGCGGAGCCUCCGUCGGCGUCGCGCCGGCGCGGCUCGUGUGGCAGCCCAGCAGCUUGGGCCAGACGAGGAAGGACGAAGACGCGUCGUCGAGCCGCUUUGCGGACAACGAGGAGCUGCGCUACUCGCUGCGGGCGCUGGAGCGCCACGCGCCGUGGGUGCGCCGAGUGUUCAUCGUGACGAGCGGGCAGAUCCCCGCCUGGCUCAACCUGGACAACCCGCGGGUCACCCUCGUCACGCACCACGAGAUCUUCCCCAACGUGAGCCACCUGCCCACGUUCAGCUCGCCCGCCAUCGAGGCUCACCUGCACCGCAUCCCGGGCCUGUCGCGUCACUUUGUCUACCUCAACGACGACGUCAUGUUCGGACGCGACGUCUGGCCAGACGACUUCUACACACACGCCAAGGGGCAGAAGGUGUACCUGGCGUGGCCCGUGCCCAACUGUGCAGACGGCUGCCCCCCGUCGUGGGUGAGGGACGGGUACUGCGACAAGGCCUGCAACAACUCGGCCUGCGACUGGGACGGGGGCGACUGCCAAGGCACCGGCGGCAUCGGCGGUCGCGCUCCCGGCGGCGCCGGGGGCGGCCCCGGCGGGGCUGGCGGCGGGGCCGGCUGGCACGGGGGCGGCGGCUGGGGCGGCGCGCCGCUGUCGCCCGCCGCCUACUGUAGCGCCGGCUGCGCGAACUCGUGGCUCGCCGACAAGUUCUGCGACCACGCGUGCAACGUGCUGGUCUGCGGUUUCGACGCCGGCGACUGCGGGGAAGACAACUUGGACAAGCUGCACCGCGUCGAGCUGCUGCCCAACGUGACGCGCUACUCGUUGCCGCGCGGGGAGACGCUCGCGGUCCUCUCCUUCUCCCGCGUGGCGCGGCGCGUCGCCGACGCGUGGCUCUCCGCGUCGCCGGCGCCGCGGGCCGGCGCCGCGGCCGCCCCCGGCGAGACGGUGCGCCACGCCUCCGUCGCCAACAAGUGGCGCACGCUCCACCUGCUGCUCCACUCGGACGCCAACGCCACCACGCUGCGGUUCAACCUCACGUGCGAGCCGUGGGCCGCCGGCGGCGCCGCGGCUACCGUUGCCGCCGGCGGCGCUGCCGGCGGCGGUGCCGGCGGCGGUGCCGGCGGUCGAUUCACGCUGGUCUUCUCGCUCGGCGUGGACCCGCGGCCAGCCGGGCAGGGGGGAGGCGACGGCGCCGCAGGAGGCAAUGGGAGCAGCGCCGGUGCCGCCGCCGGCGCCGCCGCCGGCGCCGCCGGUGCCGCCGGUGCUGGGAACGCCUCCUCGCCCGUGGCCCCUGCGCGUGACGCGGCGCCGCCCUUUGAGGACGUCCCGGAGGCCGCGAGGGCCCCGCGAAUCGAUCGCCACCCCGUGCCGUCCGUGCCGCCCGCCCUGCGACUCCCCGUCGCCUCCCCGUUCCUGGGUAACGAGUCUUCGUCACUGCCGGAGGACGUGCGGCUGCGGCUGCUGCGGCUGUGGGAGGCGGCGCGCUCCGGGGAACUCACCUGGAAGGGAUACUGGCUCCGUCGCUCGCAGCUACUGCCGCCGCCAUCGUCAUCGUCGCUGCCGGCCGUGGGAGGAGGAGGAGGAGGUGGAGGAGGGAGUAGAGGAGGAGGAGGCGGAAGAAUAGCGGUAAAAGGAAAAGAAGCAGCUGGAGGAGAAGGAGGAGGAGGAGUAGAAAGAGGAGGAGGAGAAAGAAGAGCAGCUGGAGGAGGAGGAGCACGUGGAGCAGAAAGAGGAGGGGGAGGAGAAAGAGGAGCAGGUGGAGGAGGAGCUGCUGAUGAUGCUGCUGAUGCUGCUGAUGCUGCUGAUGCUGCUGCUGAUGCUGCUCCUGAUGCUGCUGCUGAUGCUGCUCCUGAUGCUGCUGCUGCGGCUGCACAUAAAGGCCUUCACUUAAGAAGACCGCUGAGCUGGAACGGGAAUUUGAACGGUGAUGGGAACGUCAGGUUGCGAAUGGGGAAUGAGGCUGAGUUUGGGAACGAGGUGGGGAGAGGGGCAAGGCUCUGGGACGGGGACGCGGAGGCAAAGUGGAGCUACCCCGGAUUCCUCCCUUGGGAAAAGCGCGGCUACUUCAGAGACAUCCAGGAGGAGGAGCGACGUCUGGCGUCGGCCGAGGCGUACCGCGGCCACGGCCGUGCCGGCGGUGCCGCCGGCGGCCGCCACCUCCUGGACACGUUUGGCGACUCCCUGCGCUUCGUCAACAAGCUGCUGAACCGCCAGUUCGGCAUCGCCACGCGCAAAGUGCCGGCGCACAUGCCCCACAUGGUGGACCGCCAGGUCAUGGACGCCCUGCAGAGCACCUUCCCGCGUGAGUUCGAGGCGACGUCGUCGCACGGCAUCCGCCACCCGGAGGACAUGCAGUUCGCCUUCUCCUACUUCUACUUCGUGAUGGGGGCUCGCGAGGAGCUCGGCGUGGCACACGCCUUCACAGAGCUCGACACCGACGCCUCGGGCGUGCUCUCCGACCGCGAGCUGCGCACCCUCGCCACGCGCGUGCACGCCCUGCCGCUCAGCCUGCAGGACCUGACCAACAUGGAGCAGACGCUCAUCAACUGCUCCCGCUCGCUGCCCUCCAACGUCACCGCCCUGCGACCGCCCCAGCCCACGCCCGAGGUCUACUACACCGCCGACAUGCCUCCGGUGACGCUCGCGCUGGUGAAGAACUGCGAGCCGCUUGUGAAGCUCAUCAGGAACGGAUUCAAGGACAGGAACAAGUACAAGUUCGAGGUGAUGGGAGAAGAGGACAUCGCUUUCAAGAUGAUCCGGACAAACGUCUCGCACGUAGUCGGCCAGCUUGACGACAUUCGCAAGAACCCCCGGAAGUUCAUCUGCCUCAACGACAACAUCGACCACUCGCACCGUGACGCCGCCACGGUCAAGGCGGUGCUGCGCGACUUCUACGAGUCGCUCUUCCCCGCGCCCUCCCAGUUCGAGCUGCCGCGGGAGUUCCGCAACCGCUUCCUGCACGUGCCCGAGCUCCUCGCCUGGAGGGAAUUCCGUGACCGCCUCAAGUUCUGGACUCACUGCAUCCUGGCGUCGCUCAUCAUCUUCAGCCUCGCCUCCUUCUGCUCCGACCAGCUGCUGUCGCUUCGCCGACGCUACUUGCCGAGGAGGAGGGAGGGCGUCGGGAUCGGGGUGUGAUCCGCCUGGCGGGGGACGCGAUGACGUCACCGCCGGACGCGAUGACGUCACGGCCAGAAGCGAUGUCACCGCCAGACGCGAUGAUGUCACCGCCAAACGUGCUGAUGAUGUCACCGCCAGACGCUAUGAUGUCACCGCCAGACGCGAUGUCACAGCCAGAAGCCAGAAGCGAUGUCACCACCAGACGCGAUGAUGUCACAGCCAGACAUGAUGUCACAGCCAGACUUGAUGUCACAAGCAAACGUGAUGUCACCACCAGAUGUGAUGAUGUCACAAGCAGACGCGAUGAUGUCACACCAGACGCGAUGUCAACACAAAAUGCGAUGAUGUCACAACCAGACGGUAAUGAGGUGGUGGAGAUGGUGGAGGUCAGAAUCAAUACUUAUAUUGGAGGAAUCUUAUGAGCUGUAAAGCUCUUUUUAAAAGAGUCCUACUAGGGGCAGGUGAGAGUUUCAACAAUACAAAAGCACAAUGGGAGUGCAAAGUAUAUGAAAGGUAAGCAAAUGACCAAAUUGUUUAACUUUAUUUCACCAGGUAUAGCCCACUGAGCUGUUAUCUUCUUUUUCAGAAGCAACCUGGCCACAAAUGAUAGCUCUGG
Molecule: messenger RNA, 4856 nt
Organism: Petromyzon marinus (sea lamprey)
Lineage: Eukaryota; Metazoa; Chordata; Hyperoartia; Petromyzontiformes; Petromyzontidae
Source: RefSeq, a predicted model, not a curated record